AUGGAGAUAUUCAGAGCUCUUCCAGAGGAAUUGGUAGAGGAGGAGAUACUGACUCAAGUCCCGGCCACGUAUCUGAAAGGAUUGGGAUCUACUUGUAAACGAUGGAACCGUUUGUUUACCGGUGACCGGAGAUUCGCAAGGAACCACACCGACAAAGCCGCGAAGCAGUUUCUGGGUCUCAUGUUGACGAAUGGCUUCAGGAUUUGUCCGAUAAUCGAUGGCGACGGACAGUUUUCAUGUUUAGAGCUAAGAACAGAGCUUAGCAUAGACGAUCCGUAUCCUAAGUAUCCUGGAGCUCAAUUCGAUGUAGGCGCAGUCUUUCACUGUGACGGCUUCUUGUUAUGCACCAACAAAGACCGAUCAAGAUUCGUGGUUUGGAACCCUUUUACUGGUUUCACCAGGUGGGUCCAACCCAGCUGUGGUGGCACGAGAGGCAGCGGCUUUGCCCUCGGAUACUACGGCGAGAACAAGAGCUACAAAGUCUUGAGCUAUCGUCAUAGAAAGAAUGAUUUUGAAAUCUACGAGUUCAGCUCUGACACGUGGAGGGUUGUUGGUGAUGAUGCCAUGCCUCCAGGCUGGAGUAUUGGAUACUCGGCUGCAAACGUGUCUUUGAAGGGAAGUUGUUACUGGUUCGCUUCCGGUGUAGACGAGACAAAGACGCAUUCCUUCCUGUCCUUGCUCAGGUUUGAUUUCUCAACGGAGAAAUGUGUGCCUGUGCCUCUUCCCUAUGAGUGUAGAGACGUUCCUCAAGCUGCAUGUGUUUCCGUUGUUAAAGACGAGAAGCUCUCGGUCUUGUUACAGCGCGAAAGAACAUCCAAGACUGAGAUAUGGGUGUCAAAUAAGAUUGAUGAGAAUGGGACCACCCAGGUGGUGUCGUGGAGCAAGGUCUUAUCAUUGGACCUGAGCCCUGAUCUUCAACUUUGUGAGAUGGCAUCGUUCUUGCUCGACGAGGAGAAGAAGGUCGUCGUGAUUUAUGUGAGUUGGAUGGACGAGGAAGACGACCCCGACUUCAAGAGCAAAGAGUUGAUAUACAUUGUUGAGGAGGACAGUGACGUCACAACAUUGGAUUUUGGAAGCGAUGAUCAUCCUGGAGCUUUGGUAGGUGUCCUAAAUUAUGUUCCGAGUUUGGCUCAAAUGGAGCAAGCUGGAGGCAAAAGGAAAAGAGCUGACUUCCGAGUUUAG
Messenger RNA from Microthlaspi erraticum, 1182 nucleotides. NCBI's taxonomy places the organism in Eukaryota, Viridiplantae, Streptophyta, Magnoliopsida, Brassicales, Brassicaceae. The record is from the annotation of a GenBank genome assembly.